Fusarium oxysporum Fo47 is the source of this 1391-nucleotide messenger RNA. RefSeq names its product Calcipressin-domain-containing protein. Gene Ontology annotation, cellular component: nucleus; cytoplasm. The coding region runs from base 318 to 1079 and encodes 253 amino acids. The transcript has a single exon. Lineage: Eukaryota; Fungi; Ascomycota; Sordariomycetes; Hypocreales; Nectriaceae. Gene Ontology annotation, biological process: calcium-mediated signaling. Gene Ontology annotation, molecular function: nucleic acid binding; calcium-dependent protein serine/threonine phosphatase regulator activity. The record is from RefSeq and is a predicted model, not a curated record.
AGUUGACUUGUCGUCGUGUUCCUGAGGCGGGAGGCGGCGCUUCCAUUGGAAAGUGGAAAACCAUAGAAAUAUAAUAGCCACCGACCUUCGCACUUUUUGUCUUAUUCAUUCAACUCAACUCAGCAACACUCAGCAACACUCUAGAGAAACAAUAUUCCAAUACUCGAUUCAAACAUCAACAGAUCGACAGGAACACCCGGCAGAUCUUGCACUGUUUACAUCUCCAUCUCUAUCAACAUCAUCCAGAGCCAGUUAUCAUAACUGCACUUCAACCUCACCUCACCUCUACAUCUAAAUUCACAACAACCACAUUCAAAAUGGAGACCUCACCGCAACACUCCCGAUCUUCCUCCUCCGCUUCGCGCCGCUCAAACCUCACUCUCGACCUUUCUAAUAUCCCACCCAUGACCCCGCCUACGCCUCCUUCAAACACCCUCCUCUUCACCAACCUCACCGACCCGGCCAUCUUCCUCCCCGAGAACCUCCAGGUCAUCCGCGACCUCAUCACCCACUCCGCACCCAUUCACGCUUUCGCGCCGCUAAAAUCCUUCCGCCGUAUUGUCGUCUCCUUCUUCGACGAGCAGGCUGCUAUUGCCGUUCGCCAAGUAUGGGAUAAUGAGGCUAUCAUGGGUCAGCAGUGCCGUGUCUACUUUGGCAUGCCUACACCUGUCGAUAAGCGCGAUGAGCACCUUGCUCUUCCUGACGCUGGAAAGCUCUUCUUCAUCUCGCCACCACCUAGCCCUCCCCAUGGCUGGGAGAUGCGCCUCGAGGAUGCGCCCAACAAGCUGGUCCACGCUGAGGAUCUCGCUGAUGCGCUUGCUAAGCUGCACCAUCGCCCUGGACCUAUGGAUGAGGACCAAGACUCACCUGUCACUCCUCCCGACUCUGCGCUGCCUGGUCGAACACGCUCGCGCUCCUCUACACUCAUCUACAAGCCUGAGGAUUCGGCAAGCACCAUGCCUGCCGUCAUCGUCGACGACAUGACGGAUGAGCCCGAGGAAGUCAGCCCUGUGGAGCAGUCCAAGCCCAUCUUGGCACACACUGCCCGACCUCCCGUCGAGCUCAUGCACCAUGCUUAAGCUUGUCGCAGUCGAACACUUUCAACCAUCUUGUGAUUUAUUCUGGCGUUAUGGGUACGGAUAACGGUAACUGGGGAUCGGUGAUGGCACGAUUGAGCGGUCUGUCUACCUAGGUUUACAAUGGAGCAUUACAUCCUCUUCAGCAUGUGUUGUAGGAGUUGGUAAAAUAUGUCUUUUGGGGUUACUAUCACGGAAAUGGCGGUAAAUGUGCCACGCAUCGUUGGCUUUUACCUAUUGGCGCAACUGUAUAAGAUAGCUAGUGGCUUAAUACCAGUUCUGAAAUCAGAAUGAUACCACACAUAUUGUUUUCAA